AUGGCGACGAUUCAAGACGACGACGAACGUCUGCUUGCGCGGAUAGGCUACAAGCAGGAGCUCAGACGAGAGUUCAACAAAUGGUCUACGGUCUCCUAUGCCAUAUCCAUUCUAGGCGUGCUAGGUUCAGUACCUGCUACGUUCGGCAGCCCUAUCAAUGCCGGAGGACCAGCAACCGCAGUAUGGGCAUGGUUCAUUGGGAGCGUUAUGGCCAUGUGCAUAGCUAGCUCGGUGGCUGAGUUGGUAUCCGCGUAUCCCACUGCGGGUGGCAUGUACUUUGUCACCAAACACGUCGUGCCGCCAGAGCACGUAGCCAUCUGGGCCUGGGUUAUCGGGUGGUGCAACUUGCUCGGUCAGGCGGCAGGUGUGGCCAGUGUGGCAUAUACCGUCUCGCAGAUGAUUCUUGCAGCCGCCGUCAUGAAUUCGUCUUACGUGGAUGGAACGUAUUCCUUCACACCGACCGCCUUGCAAACCGUACUACUCACCAUCUUGAUCCUAUGCGUAUUUGGCGUCAUCUGCUCGCUAACCACCAGAUGGUUGCACAGGAUUGUCAUAUGGUUUGCUCCAAUCAAUGUCAUUGCUUCGAUCAGCAUCUGUAUCGCUCUCUUGGUCUUGACGCCCGAAAAGCAGAGUGCUAAGUGGGUAUUCACGGAGGUCGACGAUGGUACAGGCUGGGGCAGCAAAGGCUUUUCUUUCCUCCUAGGAUUUUUGUCGGUUGCAUGGACGAUGACGGACUAUGAUGGGACAACACAUAUGUCGGAGGAAACCCACGAUGCAGCAAUUCGCGGCCCUGUGGCGAUUAGGGCGGCAGUCCUCGUGUCUGGAGUCGUCGGCUGGAUGUUGACCGUGACCUUCUGCUUCUGCAUGUCAGAUUUCGAAGGAAUCAUGAGUUCACCAACGGGGUUGCCAGUUGCACAGAUCUUCCUCAAUGCAGGAGGUCGGACCGGAGGCACCGUGAUGUGGUCUUUCGUCAUCCUAGUCCAGUUCUUCACCGGUUGCUCCGCCAUGCUCGCAAACGCAAGGAUGGCAUAUGCCUUUGCUCGCGAUGAGGCGAUUCCAUUCUCAGGGUUCUGGAGCAAGGUCAGCCGCCAUACGCAUACGCCCGUCAAUGCUGUUUGGCUUGUCGUCCUCUUCUGUAGCUGCCUUACCCUGAUUGGCAUCGGCAGCACAUUGACCAUCGUCUCCAUUUUCAACAUCACGGCCCCUGCACUAGAUCUUAGCUACAUUGCCGUCAUAAUUGCUCACCGGGUCUACGAGAACAGAGUCCAGUUCAUCGAAGGUCCAUAUAGUCUGGGGAAAUGGAGCAAGCCCAUCAACGCGAUCGCAGUCUCAUGGGUUAUCUUCAUCAGUAUAAUUCUAUUCCUCCCCACCAUCCACCCAGUUACGGCUGCCAACAUGAACUACGCCGUCUGCGUUGCUACUUUCAUUGCGCUAUUUAGCAUGUCGUGGUGGUUUAUGGGGGCAAAAGACAAGUACACCGGCCCACGCACGAAAGACCUCCUAGACAUGCUUCCAGCCGAGGACCCAGAAGAAAUACUCCGCGAUUACGCUUGAGCAGCAUCGAUACCAACCUGACUCAAUCUACAUCUAGACAUUGGCGGCAUUUUGCAUUCUCAUUAGCGUUAUACCAUACGAACGGCAUUUCGGGAGUUCAUCUUUCAGCUGGUCCUUUCAGCGAUUUUCGAUUUUCUUUUUGCAUGAAGAAGCAUAUAGAUCGAUGCGAAGGGAGGACAGCGCAAGCGAAUUAGCAACACAUCAUACAUAUUUUAGAGAAGAGAAGAUACCCUUAGGAGCAUAAGUACGAGCAUUUUCAAGAUCAUAUUUAUCUUAGCAUUUCGGAUAAAGAGAUCUAAUCGACUGGCUAUCUCGUUCAACCAUAUGAUUGCACAAGUCAUGUG
Messenger RNA from Mytilinidion resinicola, 1898 nucleotides. Its product is annotated as amino acid permease, variant. Gene Ontology annotation, biological process: transmembrane transport; amino acid transport. The coding region runs from base 1 to 1554 and encodes 517 amino acids. NCBI's taxonomy places the organism in Eukaryota, Fungi, Ascomycota, Dothideomycetes, Mytilinidiales, Mytilinidiaceae. The record is from RefSeq and is a predicted model, not a curated record. The transcript is spliced from 9 exons. Gene Ontology annotation, molecular function: transmembrane transporter activity. Gene Ontology annotation, cellular component: membrane.